AUGCUGGCCUGUGUGGCCUUGCUGAGUGCGGUAGCGGUUCUUGCGUCAGAGUCCGACCAAGCGGCUUUUGAGGCCUUUGUUGAGAAAUAUGGACGUGGUUAUGUGCGCGGCAGUGCUUCAUACCUGGAACGCUUCAAGUUGUUCCAAAGCCGAGCUGACGAGGUGCGGCGCUUGAAUGCGGAUCCCACCAGGCGCUGGACGGCAGGAGUUGGGCCUUUGGCAGACUACACUGAAGAGGAGCUGGCGCAACUCCGUGGCUGGCGCGGCAUGGCAGCCGCGAGUGAUGCCGGGACUGCGUUGCUUCAGGUCAAUAGCUUGCCUGAGGAAUUCUGA
Molecule: messenger RNA, 333 nt
Organism: Durusdinium trenchii
Lineage: Eukaryota; Dinophyceae; Suessiales; Symbiodiniaceae
Source: the annotation of a GenBank genome assembly